Messenger RNA from Rubroshorea leprosula, 4796 nucleotides. The record is from the annotation of a GenBank genome assembly. NCBI's taxonomy places the organism in Eukaryota, Viridiplantae, Streptophyta, Magnoliopsida, Malvales, Dipterocarpaceae.
UUGGAAUGGGCUCAUCCUGCAAGCCUAACCCAUUUCCUUCCAAGCUUUCUAUUGGAUAUGUGCUCACCUAGUCCUAUGGCCCAAUUUCAUGCAUCCCAACCUCUUCUCUAGCCCCCACAUCACUUGCCUCUAGAAACUCAUCAACACUAUCUGCUACUACUUUUACUGAUUCUUUCUCUCUCAGCUAAUUAUAAGAAAGCUUGUCAACCAUUUUGUAAGCUCUCACAUCACAUCUAUCUCCUUCAAAUUCAAAUUCUGCCUUAUACAGUGGGAUGGCGAUCAACCGUUUAUCCAUCUUACUGAGUUCCAAUUUGUCUGCAUCUCUUUUUACUUCAUUGUCGAUUUGUUCCAAGUCAUCGUGUCAACCAUCUCCUUUAGGUUACUCCUCAUAUUCAUUGCUAUUUGACCAGCAUUCUUUAUAAUCUAACUCACAAUUGAAGCUCGACAUGAAAUCAUAUCUCAUUGAGAACAAUUUGUAUCUUCAUUUUAAAAAAGAUGGAGAGAACGAGGUUUAGAGCGAGAGGAGCAGUGACAGGGGAAACUAGCGGCACCAGACAACGGCAAAGGCACAGGCGUUGGAUUCCAGGAUUGGAUCACAAGAUUUCGGGGCAAGCUACGACUUUCUUCAUUUAUAAUUUCCCAGAAAACGUGGAGGUGAAAGAACUAUGGUACAGGUUUCAGAUGUAUGGAAAAGUGAUAGAUGUUUUUGUGCCAAAGAAGCGCGACAAGUGGGGGAAGAGGUUUGGCUUUCUACAUCUACUGGGAGUACAAAAUGUAAGUCAAAUGGUUAGGAGGCUGAAUGAAAUCUGGAUAGACUCAUACAAGUUGAGAGUAAAGACAACAGAGGAUAGAAGUAAAGAGAGAGUAAAAGGCACAGUUACAAGGGGUAGAACACAGCACAGAGUUAACAGAUUGGUAAAACCAGGACAGUCAUAUGCUCAGGUGGUAAAGGGGAAGGAACAGAGGACACAAAGCUUAUCGGCUUCUGUAGAAACACUGGGAGGAGAGGACAGGGUUUCAACUCAUCUGAAGAAAGGAACAAUCCAGACGAGGCAACAAAACGAGAAGGAGGAAGUGGAAUCCUGUCAAAUACUAAAGCCCAAAAGAAGUAGGGAGAAGGAUAGGGAUGCUGAAUCUCAGGAGGAAUGUAUGGAAUUCACACCAACACAGGAAGAGCUAAAAUGGCUUGAAGGGGGUAUGGUGGCCAUUCUGAAAUCCCUAUCAUUAAUAAACGAUAUUCAACGAAGAAUUGAUGUGGAUGGGGGGUUGAUUACUGUAUCACCAAUAGGUGAAAGAAGAGUGCUGCUAACGGAAAAAGAAACAGGGUAUUUGAUUGAGUUUAUGAAUCUCAACAAAGAGUUGUUUGAUUUGUGGUUUGAAGACAUUAAACCAUGGGACAAGGAAGUUCAGGAACGAAGCAGAUUAGUAUGGCUUCGUAUAGCUGGAAUUCCAUUAAAGGCAUGGAUUGACAGAUGCUUUAAAAUGAUCGGAGAAUCCAUGGGCGAGGUUGUGAUGAUACAUGGUGACACAAAGAUGAAGUCAAUCUUGUGUGAGGGGAGAAUAUUAGUUAUAAGUUCUGCAGAGCAUAAGAUCGUUAAACAAGUCUCACUGAAGGUGGAAGAACAGAUGUAUGAAAUACAAGUGAUUGAGGAAGAAUGGCGCUUCGACCCAGACUGGUGGCUCUCAGAUGAUGACCGGCAAAGUGAGUCGGCAACGGAAUCGGAAUUCUCAUCCGAACAAAAUGAGGAAGAUCAAGAUUUCGGUAAUGCAGAGAUUUGUUCAGAAGAUGACGUGAGCAUGGAUGAGGAGCAUUUAAUGCAUGACAGUCUUCUGAAUUCAAAUUUUAAAAGUUCAGAGGAAGGAAAGACAAGCUGGCAUGCAGAAGAAGGGGACGCAUACAUAGAAGAUGGUGCGAGUGGGCCGUCCAAGACAAAUGGGCCGCUGGAGGGUAAGGAAAUUGGACUAAGGAGUAAGAGUGGGCUUAGAGGGGACUUUAGACAAGAAGAGAUAAAGAGAAGUAAAACGAGAGGGCCCAAGGAGGUUUUUGAAAGAGGGUCAGCCACCGACCGAGAGACUGCAAUUAGGGAUUCGAGGAGGACGCGGAGAAGAAAAAUAGAAGACUGCUACCCAGAGAGCUUUGUGGAGAUCCAGGCAAAAGAGACACACGAGGAAAUUUCAAAAACAAAGCUGAGACAGCAACAAAGAGCUGGAACUCAAUUGAGUACAGUGAGCAAGGUAAAUCCGGUUGUUAGUGAUUCCCUUUCUGAUGGGUGUAUAGUAAAUAGAAAUAGGUUGAUUCAUAGUGAGAUGGCCUUGCAUGAGGUGAGGACGAUGAUGAGCAUGGGUAAGAGAUUGGGCAUUCAAAUUCAAAAUAAUGAGGAGGAAGUGCAAUCCCGAUUGAUGGAAUUGGAGAUGAGGGAGGCUGCAGGGGAAGGCUUGGGUAGUGUAUUGAAGAGAAAGGAAGUGGGUAAACUAGUGAGAAUAGAACAACCAGAUUUCCUAUUUUUGCAAGAAACUAAGCUAGAAACAGGGGAUGAUGAUUUAUGCAGAACGAUGUGGAAUUCAAAUGAGAUUGACUGGGUGAUGAAGGAGUCGAUAGGAGCUUCGGGUGGCUUGUUAUGUAUCUGGAAUAAGAAGAAUUUUGAUAAGACAAAAGAUUUUACGGGUGAUGGUUAUUUGAGAAUAACAGGGGAGUGGGGACUAAAUAAGGUGAAAUGUAAUCUAGUGAAUGUGUAUGGCCCAAAUGAUAGACAGAAAAGGUUAAAGCUGUGGGAUGAGUUAGAGCACAUGAUCAUUGAAGAGGGAGGGAGAUGGUUGCUAGCGGGAGACUUUAAUGCCGUUAGAUGUCUUGAAGAAAGAAAGGGAAAAACUGGAGAGAGCCUAGAUAUGAAGAAAUUUGAUGAAUUUAUCCUGGCAGCAGGUUUAGUUGAUAUUAAAAUGGUGAAUAAGCACUUUACAUGGUACAGGCCAGAUGGUACAGCCAUGAGCAGACUUGAUAGAUUCUUGAUGAAUGCAGAGAUGUGCAGUAUGGGCGGAAAUUGGGUGCAACAGGGCUUGAAACGUAAUAUCUCUGAUCAUUGUGCAAUCGUAUUGAAUUCAAGAACAACUGAUUGGGGACCAAAGCCAUUUCGAGUUCUGGAUGCAUGGCAGCUUCAUCCAGAUUUCAAGAAGGUAAUUGAAGAAAAGUGGAGUGAAAUGGAAGUUGAUGGAUUCGCAGGAUAUAAAUGUAAACAGAAGUUAAAAGAGCUAAAAGCAUUUUUAAAGGGUUGGAAUAAGGAGGUGUUUGGAAAUAUGGAAGCUCAGUAUGAACAAGCUACCAAACAGAUAGAGCAAAUUGAUAUGAAGAAUGAGGAGAUUGAUCUGGACAAAUUCGAGAUUAUUCAAAGACAGGAAGGUUUUCAGAAAAUGUGGGAUAUCAUGAAGAGGAGAGAAGUGAUAUGGAAACAGAAAUCAAGAAGCAACUGGGUUAAGAAGGAGGUGUACAAUUAUUUCAGCAAGCUAUUCCAAGGAGACACAUGGAAUAGACCAAAGCCUUGCGGGGUUAGCUUCAAACAGAUUUCUGCAGAGGAAAAACAAUGGCUUGAACGACCAUUCUCCAUCGAAGAAAUUGAGGAAAGGUUACGAAGCUGUGAAGGAUCUAAAGCUCCAGGACCGGGCGGGUACAAUUUUAAUUUUCUUAAGUUUGCUUGGGAUAGUUUAAAGGAAGAUUUUAUGAGUUUCUUUGCAGAGUUUCACAAGAAUGGUAGAUUAGUUAGUGGGCUGAAUUCAUCUUUCUUAGCUCUAAUUCCUAAGAAGUUCAAUUCUAUGGAAUUAAAGGAUUAUAGACCCAUUAGCUUGAUUGGGUGUGUUUACAAACUGUUAACAAAAGUGCUGACCAAUAGAAUUAAAGCCGUGAUGCCGAGGAUCAUCAGUGAAACGCAAUCUGCUUUCUUGAGAGGACGUCAAUUAGUUGAUGGAGUGUUAGUGUUGAAUGAGGUCGUGGAGGAAGUUAAGAGAAGGAAGCAGUCGGCUUUUGUUUUCAAGGCUGAUUUCGCAAAGGCAUAUGAUUGUGUGGAUUGGUCAUUCUUGGAAUGGAUGAUGGAUCGCUUGGGUUUUGGAAUCAAAUGGAGAGGUUGGAUUAUGGAAUGCUUGUCGACUUCUAAGAUUUCGGUUCUAGUUAAUGGAAGCCCAAUGGAGGAGUUCAAGAAAGCAGUGUCGGAGGGUAUGUUUCAAGGUAUAGAGAUUGGCAGGCAGGGGUUAGCAGUUUCUCUACUUCAAUUCGCGGAUGACACAGUCAUUAUAGGAAAGGCUGACAUAGAGAAUAUAACCUUGGUUAAAACAAUUCUGCGAUGGUUUGAACUGAUGUCUGGGCUACAGAUUAAUUUCAACAAGAGCAACAUUUAUGGAUAUAAUGUUCCAACGAGAUGGAUAGAAGGAUCAGCAAGUAUGUUGCGAUGUGGAGUCGGAAAAUCACCUAUUAUUUAUCUGGGAAUGCUUGUGGAUGGAAAUCCAGGGAAUAGGAAACUAUGGGAACCGGUGAUAAAAAAAUUUCGUGCUAAACUUGUUGUCUGGAAAGUUGCUUCGCUGUCCUUCGGUGGCCACCUCACUUUGCUUAACUCGGAUAACCCUGUAGCGUGUGCUCUGUCAAUGAGAAGCUACAAACAAGCAAUGAAAUUGUUCCAUAAACAACAAAAAGAAGGUUACACUGCAGAUCGGAGUGCAAGCUGAAAUUUGUUUGAGGCAUAAAGGCUUCAUUGAGCAGGUAUUUCACUGUAGCGUGUUAGGUAAGCUGUUGAAAAUACAUGCUCAACAAUUCU